Molecule: messenger RNA, 462 nt
Organism: Paraglomus occultum
Lineage: Eukaryota; Fungi; Glomeromycota; Glomeromycetes; Paraglomerales; Paraglomeraceae
Source: the annotation of a GenBank genome assembly
AUGUUUGGAGCAAUCAGAUCCCAGGCCUUUCGGCAGAACGUCCGACAGGCAUAUCAGAAAAGACAUUUUGUUCAGCUAGCCCAGAGCGUUCGCUCCACAUACCCAAUUUCAGAAAUCACCACGUCCGAGUUAAACUCGUCUCUUUCUUCACCCGAAAAACCCAUAGUAAUUGAUGUUCGUGAAAAAGAAGAACAGGUGCAAGGCGUAAUUCCAAGCGCGAUUACCAUCCCCAGAGGUGUAUUGGAAAGAGACGUGGAGCAAUUGGCUGGAAGCGUUGAUGAGGUUAAUGCCAAGAAGGAUCAAAAGGUGGUUUUGUAUUGCGCAGGUGGUGUGAGGAGUUUACUGGCGGCAGAGAGUUUGAUUAGAUUAGGAUAUAAGAAGGAGAAUAUAUUCAGUUUGGAAGGCGGCUAUCAGAAAUGGAAGAAAGCCGGAUUCGACGUUGAGCCGUAUGAAAAGAAAUAA